AAAGGAAGAGGUGGAGAUUCUUUAGUCUAGAUGUGUGACUCUUUAGCAGUCUCUGACCGCUGAAGAAUGUACAGAUUCACAGAAACGAGAGUUUUAUCCUCAGUGAAGAUGAUGAAGACCCUUCUCUUCUUCACAAUCUGCCUGAUUAAAGGUCACAUGGGUGAUGAUGCUGACGCUGUGACUGGCAUCUCAGGAGGAAGUGUCAUCAUCAACUGUCUAUAUAACCCUGAAACAACUAAAGAAAGAGCAAAAAGCUUCUGCAAAGUGUCAGGCAGUGAAUGUACAACCAUGACAGAAGAAAAGAAGGAUUUAUGGAUCCCAGGCGAGAGAUUCUCUCUGACUGAUGAUACAACUCUGCGUUUGAUUAGUGUGCUCAUUAGAAACCUGACUGUAAACGACAGCGGGACGUACAGAUGUAAAGCUGACAGUAAACUCAUUCAGGAGGAGAAAUUAGAAGUGACAGAAGAGUCGUGUUGUGGGACGUCAGAGGAACAGUCUGCUUAUUUAGGAGGAACUGCUGUCAUCCGCUGUAGAUAUCCAGAGAAAUACAACGAUCAUAUCAAACAGCUGUUUAAACUCCAGAAUGGAUCACUGCAGGCUUCUUUCACACCUCGAAGUGCAAUCAAUCCUAGAUUUUCUCUGAAUGACAACAAACAGGAGCAAGUCUUUACUGUGACUAUCGUGAACGUGAGCAGACAUGAUGAUGGGGUUUAUUUCUGUGGAGCACACGUCACAAACAAUCCUACAAAGAUCGGCUACAGUCUGCUUUCCACAGAGAUUAAUCUUCAUGUCACAGAUUUCUCCAGGAUCAUCAUUAUUAUCAUCAUUAUUAGUGUGUGUGUGAUUCUGCUGCUGAUCGCUGGAUUCACUCUGACUGUCUGCAAGAGACGAGGCGACGCUCACUCACAGUUACCCACAAUCCCCUCUGAUGGGCUCCUGUACACUGCUGUCAGUUUCCAGAAGCAUGAAGAGUCUCUCAGUGAAGAUACAGUCAGAUUCAGUAAUUCAGAGAUUUACACCACGGUCAUUUACCACACAAGACUCCACUAGUUCCUUCGUGUGAAGGAGGAGCUCAUCUGUUUUACGGCACUCUUCCUCCUCUGUUACCCGCUGAGGUGAUGUGGGUUAACACAUAUCCACUUCAUUCCUACCAAAAUGUUCAGAAAACCCCAUGAAAUUACAUACUUCUAUUGUGAAAUAUAUUGUGAAAUAAACUGGUCAAGGUCAAAUAUAAUCUAAACCUAAUCAAAUAUUUCACAGGUGGUAUAAGAAAUGUGUCCACCCUGUUACACAACCUUUUACAGUUCAGUGUGUGACAGGGAGGACAAGCUACUGAAGCUGGGAAAGAAGAAUAUGGUAGCAGUGGAUGAACAUUAAAACACCUUUAGUGUCCCCGGCCCACCAGUGAGCUCAGAUGUGCUCUUUUUUCACACAUAUUUUAGUUGUCAUAAAUUAUAUAUCAAUUUAAAGCUUCAAAACUUUUAGUGGUCUGCCACCCAUAAUGUGUGGAGUCAAGUGUCAUAUUACAAAAUAU
Messenger RNA from Carassius auratus (goldfish), 1534 nucleotides. RefSeq names its product polymeric immunoglobulin receptor-like. Gene Ontology annotation, molecular function: transmembrane signaling receptor activity. Bases 67 to 1050 code for a protein of 327 amino acids. NCBI's taxonomy places the organism in Eukaryota, Metazoa, Chordata, Actinopteri, Cypriniformes, Cyprinidae. The record is from RefSeq and is a predicted model, not a curated record. The transcript has 4 exons. Gene Ontology annotation, cellular component: plasma membrane.